Messenger RNA from Rhipicephalus sanguineus (brown dog tick), 854 nucleotides. Its product is annotated as monocarboxylate transporter 12-like. The record is from RefSeq and is a predicted model, not a curated record. NCBI's taxonomy places the organism in Eukaryota, Metazoa, Arthropoda, Arachnida, Ixodida, Ixodidae. The coding region runs from base 137 to 847 and encodes 236 amino acids. The transcript has 2 exons.
AAACGGUGUGGUCAAGCAUCCUGUAGGAGGGACAUGCGUGGAAAAAGUCAGCGAAACAAUUCCUAUUCCUACAAUUGAGCCUCCUAUCGAUGACCUCAGUAACAUAAACAUCGAACUUGAAGAGGCAAACGACGAAAUGACCAAAGCCACAAUUACGGAAGCGGAUGAUCUCCUAUGUGGGCCAGAAGUGCGUUGCACGGAAGUGGUGUACAUUCUUAGAGACGUAAGAAAGAAACUUGGCCUGAUUUCGCAAGUUGUAGCCGUCCUGCGGACUCCGACAUUCUAUGUAAUAUUAGUGCCCGUAGUCGCUGCUGAUAUCACGCUUCUUCUGCUCGCUUUUACAGUUGUGGACUACGCCGAAGACAAAGGAAUACCGCUGAACUUAGCCGCAGUGCUCGUAAGCUGUCAGUGCGCGGGGGGCUUUGCUGGCCGCCUCGUGAUUCCCUUGAUGUCGGACAGGACGCCGAGUGGACGAUGCGUCAUCGGCUCCAGUAGCGUUGUUCUUAUUUCCAUGUGUUUUCUGGUCAUGCCACAUGUGGUGAGUUUUGCGGCCGUCGCAGUGCUUACGUUCGUCGCUGGUGCCCAGCAAGGUUACCUGGCGACAAUCAAGACAGUACUUAUCGCCGACUACAUUGGUGUGCACCUGGUGGCAGUGUGUUGGGGCAUCACUGGCUUGCUCUCAAUGCCGUUGUUAUUUUGCGAGCCUGCAAUAAUUGGUGCGUUCCGUGACACGCAGGGCUCGUACGACAGCCUCUACAGGAUGUAUGGGGCAGUGGACUUGGUUGCGGCGAUUUUGCUUGGCCUGCAAGUGUUUCUGGACUCAAGAAAGAGAAGAAAUAAACGCUGACCUGAAU